This is a messenger RNA of Cercocebus atys (sooty mangabey), 7333 nucleotides long. Its product is annotated as pregnancy-specific beta-1-glycoprotein 3-like. The record is from RefSeq and is a predicted model, not a curated record. The transcript has 6 exons. The coding region runs from base 2973 to 4388 and encodes 471 amino acids. NCBI's taxonomy places the organism in Eukaryota, Metazoa, Chordata, Mammalia, Primates, Cercopithecidae. Gene Ontology annotation, cellular component: cell surface; plasma membrane. Gene Ontology annotation, biological process: regulation of immune system process; signal transduction. Gene Ontology annotation, molecular function: protein tyrosine kinase binding.
GAAAUAUGGCUUCGUGGGAAGAGAAAGACCUGAUCGUCCCCUAGCCUGACACCCGUGAAGGGUCUGCGCUGAGGAAGACUAGUGUUAAGAGGGAGGAAGGCCUCUUGGCCCUUGUUGGCGCUUGAGAUAGAGAAAAGCAUCUGUCUCCUGCCCAUCCCUGGGCAAUGGAACAUCUCGGUGUAAAACCCGAUUGUAUGCUCUGUUUACUGAGAAAGGCGAAAACGGCCUUAGGGCGAAAGGGGGGCCUUGCUAGCGCAAUGCUGCUCUUUAUGCACUAAAAAGGUUUAUGGAGAUAUUUACAUAUGCAUAUCAAGGCACAGAACUUUUCCUUAAACUUUUGUCACUGAGAUCUUUAUUCACACGUCUUACUGCUGACCUUCUCCCUACAAUAAUCCUAUUAUCCUGCUACAUCCCUUUUUCUAAGAUGGUAAAGAUAAUAAUCAAUAAAUACUGAGGGAACUCAGAGACCAGUGCCACCGCGGGUCCUCUGUAUGCUGAGUGCCAGUCCCCUGGGCUGGCUUCAUCUCUUCUCUAUACUUCAUCUAUACUUCUCUAUACUUCUCUAUACUUCAUCUCUGUGUCUCAUUUCUUUUCUCAAGUCUCUCGUUCCACCUAACGAGAAACGCCCACAGGUGUGGAGGGGUAGGCCACCCCUUCAGAAGCUCCUGUGCCCAGCAGAACCAGAGGUCCCAAAACAAGAGCUCCAACAGGGGCUCAACCAGCACAGGUCCCAUAGGGCAGCCUCGAUGUCAGGCUAUGGAUGGCAUGUGAGGCUACAGUGAUACAACUGCAACAUGAAACUGUAAGUCCCUGCUCCCCUUCCAUUGAUCCUCCCGCCCUGCUGCUCCUUCUUCUGCUCCAAAGCCCAUGUGCAGUGCUCAGCCCCAGACAUCACUACCCCCAGGGCAUACACAGUGCCGCCUAGAAACACAAACUCACAGAAGGUGACAAAAAUCUGCCUUUGGGACAUCCGAUUGUGAAAACGGGAGAACAGUGAACGUAGAGUCACAGAGACUGGGACUCACGGGGCUGGAACGUGAUGGAGCUGUAAAAUAACAUAUGGGUGACCUCAUGUGAAAUGUGCAGAUCCUUCUGGAAUAAAACACGCAGCCUGGCCUGGGACUUCGGCCACCCAUACUUCCCUUCCAGUCCACCAGGGGGCGGCAGAGGCACUCCCAGCCUGGAGCCUUCCCAGGGGAUGCCGACCUCCCUCAGCAGAACCCAAAGCGGAGAAGGGUCCACCCUCACCAGGGUCACCAAGGCCCAAGUCCUCAGGGCCCUCCACGCUCCCAACACGGACUCUGUCAGCUCCUCCCUGACCUGGCGGCCGCCAACCUGACACCACUCCCUCUGCCAGCGGCUCCUGCCCCACACACCUGCUCCUUCCCUGGGAUCAGCUAAAAAGACAUCUCCCAGGGCAGCGAUGGUGCACGUGACGCCACAUUGGGGGCUUUCCCCUCAUUACCUCCCUCCAUCCUCAUCAACUCUUUCUGUCACUGCUCCCUAAAUGCCCGCCCGUGCUCCAACUGUCCUGUUCUCUGAGGCAUCCCAGGCCAAGCCUAGCGCUGCUACAGAACAGCGGCUGCCUGAGGACCCACAGCCUCCCUGGGAAUCAAUCAGGCACCCUGUGACCUGUCUGCCCGCUGCCCCCCGGGGGGCUCAGAGCGCGUGUGAUGGUCACGCACAGGCGCCAUCCAGGAUGUGGCCACCUACCCCCGGCUGUCCCUUGGGAAGACAGACCUCUCCUGUGUCCCUGCUGGGAGAAGGAGGUAUUAUUGCUCUUUGCUCCCAGUACACAACUCACACCCAGCCACCCUCUCAGGGGUGAGCAACGUCCCUCCAAACAGGAUCUCUGGCGACUGCCUGUUCCUUCUCUACAGAGAGCAGCUUGGCUAUGUCAAAACCCUCAGGACAGACUCCUGGGUAUGUCAGCACAUGGAGGGCUGAGCCCAUCAUGACCACGGAGUAAGUUGGGAGGAAUCUCUCCAGCUCUGAACCCCUGCUCUGUCCCAGGCUCCCCUUCCUGCGUCUCAACGAGCCAUGUUCCACGGGGUUCCUGGGUAACUCCCUACUUCCUCCUGCACCACCAUGGGGAAGGUGUGGUAAUUACAGGACACUCAGAUGGGCAGAGACGAGAGGACACCAAAAAUGGUCAGGAAGAAAGAAGAAACCCUGAGCCCCAGCUCAGCCACCAGACCCCAGGGAGCAAUAGAGUGACUAAGAACUGUCCUUUGACUAUGGAACUCACAGCCCCCACUGAGCAACCAGCACAGGCCUCUCCUCCCAAGAGACAUGAAAGAUUCACCCUGCACACCUCCAGGAAGGACACUUUCCUCUGGGACACCCAGGUCCUGAAUAUCCAUCCUUGGAAGCUGCAGCCAAGCUAGACACAAUUAGAGAAAGGAAGGGUCCCUGUCAACAGGCAACACACAACUCACCCACAGCACAAUGGGGUGUCCCUGUGACAGGGACCUGGUGCAGCUCCAGCCUCCUGCACUGAAGGGGAGAGCCAGAUGGGGAGGAAAGAAGGCAAAGGGUGUGAAUGUGCACCCGACCCAGACCCAUGGGGACAGCAGGAGGCUGAGGCCCAGGACUGUGCUUGCCCAACCUACAGGGUAUGUGUGUGACUGUGUGUGUCUCUUUUGUGUGUGUGUUUGUGUUUCUGUACAUAGUGUGUGUUGACGUUUGGUGACAGAAUCACUGCUGAAACAGACAGAGGCCUCCACAAUUCCCAGGGACCUGACACACAGACAAAAGGGAAAAGAGAAGGAGGGACAAGGAGGCAGGACUGAGAGGGGAAGGGACAGAGAAGUGUCCUGGGCACAGACCCCGCCCAUGAUCCUGAGAAGUGCUCCUGACCCGGGAAGAGGCUCAGCACAGAAGGAGGAAGGACAGCACAGCUGACAGCCGUGCUCAGAAAGUUUCUGGAUCCCAGGCUCAUCUCCAGAGAGAACAAGCAGGCAGCACAGGCCAUGGGGCCCCUCUCAGCGCCUCCCUGCACACUGCACAUCACCUGGAAGAAGCUUCUACUCACAGCAUCACUUUUAAUCUUCUGGAACCCACCCACCACUGCUCAAGUCAGAAUUGAAGCACAGCCAACCAAAGUUUCCGAGGGGAACGAUGUUCUUCUACUUGUCCACAAUUUGCCCCAGAAUCUUACUGGCUACAUCUGGUACAAAGGGCAAAAAACGGACCUCCACCUUUACGUUACAUCAUAUGUAAAAGACACUGAAACAGUUAUAGCUGGGCCUGCAUACAGUGGACGAGAAACAGUAUAUUCCAAUGCAUCCCUGCUGAUCCAGAAUGUCACCCAGAAGGACACAGGAUCCUACACCAUACAAAUCACAAAGCGAGGUGAUAGGACUGAAGGAGAAACUGGACAUUUCACCUUAUAUCUGGAGACUCCCAAGCCCUACAUCUCCAGCAGCAACUUAAGCCCCAGGGAGGCCGUGGAGACUGUCAUCUUAUCCUGUGAUCCUCACACUCGGGACGUAAGCUACCUGUGGUGGAUAAAUGGUCAGAGCCUCCCUAUCAGUCACAAGUUGCAGCUGUCCAAAAACAACAGGACCCUCAUUAUAUUUGGUGUUACAAACGAUACUGCAGGACCCUAUGAAUGUGAAAUGAAGAACCCAGUGAGUUCCAGCCGCAGUGACCCAGUCACCCUGAAUCUCCUCCCGGAGCUGCCCAAGCCCUACAUCACCAGCAACAACUUCAACCCCAUGGAGAAUAAGAAUGUUGUAGUCUUAACCUGUGAACCUAAGACUCAGAACUAUACCUAUGUGUGGUGGGUAAAUGAUCAGAGCCUCCCGGUCAGUUCCAGGCUAAAGCAACCCGGUGAAAACAGGAUCCUCAUUCUAGCCAAUGUCACAAGAAAUGACACAGGACCCUAUGAAUGUGAAAUACGGGACCGAUUUGGUAGCAUCUUCAGUGACCCAGUCACCCUGGAUGUUCUCUAUGGUCCAGACGUCCCCAGGAUUUUCCCUUCGUGCACCUAUUACCAUUCAGGAGAAAACCUCACCUUGUACUGCUUCGCGGACUCUAACCCACCGGCAGAGUAUUCUUGGACGAUUGAUGGGAAGCUUCAGCAAUCAGGACAUAAGCUCUCUAUCCUCCAAAUUACUACAGAGCAUAGCGGGCUCUAUGGUUGCUCUGCUCGUAACUCAGCCACUGGCAGGGAAAUUUCCACAUUCAAGAAAAUCAAAGUCUCUGAGACAGGGUCUCCCCAGGUUACCUAUGCUGGUCCAAACACCAGGCCUCAAGAAAUCCUCCCAUUGUCACCUCCCAAAGUGCUAGGAUUAAAGCAUGAUGCACCAUGGUCAGACUGCAUUUUCAUGUCUGAUUUUAGUAAUUUUAAUCUUCUCUCUUUUUUUCUUAGUCAGUCUAGUUAAUGGUCAUCAGUUUUGUUGAUUUCAUUUUGAAGAAUCAACUUUUGGUUUCAUUAAUUUCCUCUAUUCUUUUUCCAUUCUCCAUUUUAUUUUUGUCCACUCUAAUCCUUAUUGUUUCCUUCAUUCACUGUGCUUGGGUUUAGUUUGUUUUUCUUUCAUAUCCUGAAGUAUUAAUGUAGGUUGUUGAUCUGAUAUCUUUCUUCUUUUUUAAUGUAAGAGUUUACAGUUAUAAAUUUCUUGCACAAGACUCUUAACUUCUCUGAAUCUCUGAUUCCUCACCUGAAAAUUGCAAUGAGAGAGCUUGCUUCAUACCAUUCUUUUAAAGGUUUAAGGCAGUCAGUGAAACAAGAUGACACACACAGACAAACCAAUGUCAGCUGCUAUAUUACUUCCAUCAUCAUUAGCCUUGAGGUCAAAUAGUCCUAGAAUCAAAUGUCAGAUCCACCUAUUACUAGCCAUAUGACACCAGGAAAGUUUUCACACUACUCUAAGCUUCUGUCUUUUCAUUGGCAAAAUGGAAAUAAUGUCUACCUAACAGGAUUAUUGUGUGAAUUAAAUGAGGUACAAGUAAAGUAUUUAGCACACGGCCUGGCACACAGGACAUGCCCCUCAACAGUACCUAACUGUUUCCAUAUAUAUAUAGAAAAAGAGGUAACGCAUAAAACACUAGGACAUGGUGACUGACUGCUUGUGGGAAAGAAAGGAAAAAAGCUAAGUGCAAAGAAUCAAGCCUGGUAUGUUAGUUUUUACCAACUGACAUGAAUUCAGGAUGGGAUUAGACAUACAAGAUAAUUUAUCAGGGAAGGCACUUGUGAGGGAAUGUGGGGCAGGCAGGAAGGUAGUAUGGGAGAACCCACAGACAGCUAUGCAAAGCUGACUCCUCUUAAAAAGAAACAGAAAGAAAUUUUAGGUUACAAUGUAGUUCUAAGAGACUUUUUGCAAGACUGAUAGGGAGUCCUCCAACCAGCCACUCAUUAGAGUUAAAGAGAGCCUCAGAGAACUAGGCUUGCUUUCACACUCUUGCUGGAAGCCUGUGGGAAGGAAGAUUUCUGUACAAAGGAGGUGGUGAAUUUGAAAUGCACUGACCUGGGCCUUCUGUCAAUCAGGUCCCUUUCAUCCAUAUAGAUAUAAAACUCUUAGUUCCAAUGAAUGAGACCUGACAGGGUCUCAUUCAUGGCUGCCACAACAGAGACAUUGAGAAAAAGAUGCAACCAUGAAAAGGUGGAAAGGCAGAAAGUUCUAACGACAUAGAAAGUAGCAAUCAGCCUUUCUCACAUCUGAAAGUUUUCUGAACUAUCUGAGUGCAGUAGAGAAUUGGCAGAGGACUGAUCACCAACCUAGAAACAUGGUGAGCGGCGGGAAAAAACUGCAAGAAUAUAAUCAUCUCCCAUCAACUUUCCAACAGAAAUGAUGUAUUCCUUUAAGAAACAAUUAUAGAGUACCUCAUGUUACAUCCUUGUUCCUGAGGCUCCCCCCUGUAAAAUAACAUCACCUCCAUUCCAUCUUCUCUUUUCUUUCCAUGACAGCUCCUUCAGGAAUAGGACAUCUAUCCUGGGCUUAAUCCGAUAUAGCAGCCAUGACGUCAUUUCUGUAUUUCAGGAAGACUGGUAGGUAUGAUGGCCUUUCUCUUGUCCUUUUUUGUGCAGGGUCGACUGCCUGCUCCCUGUACCCCACUGUCUUUCAGACAUAGUUAUCUCCAGCCUCUGCUCGUUUGUUUCUCAGAUUCAAAUGAGAAACACAGUAUCACAUUGUGAAACCCUCUUCAUUAUUUUUCACAUCUCUCAAUAGUGUAAUUCUCUCCAUUCCCACAAAGCUCAACCACUUCUCAAAGUGUUGCUUGACUUCUUGUCUCCAGACUUUGAAACGUUCCUUGCAAAUGACUGCCUCAUUACCUUUCUAAAAUCUAGUUAAUUCACUUAAUCAAGAAUCUCCAGGAGUCUACUCUAGCCUAUUUGGUAAGUUCACAUUUCUUCUAUUUACUAAUCCUUCUCACUUCCUUUACCUCUACUUCCUAGUAUAAUUCCUCCAUCCUAAUUAGAACUGUCUUCCUACACCACCCUACCCUUUCACCCAUUUAGAUAUAAAACUCUUAGUUCCAAUGCUAUGCCUAAAAACAGGGUGAACUCCUCUCCACCAUCUGCACUACAGACUUAACCACACCCUUCAUCACAAGCAAUCUCUGACCUCGUGGAGAACAAAGAAAUUAGGAUUAACCUGUGAACCCGAGACUCACAGCACAACCUAUGUAUGGUUGAGACCUUUUCCUGAUGACCAGUUCAUGUGUUCCAAAAAGAUACAGAAAUGAAGAAGGCAAGGUCCCUACCCCAGGGGACAUAAAGCCUAGGACAGGAAAUGAGACCUGAAAAUAAUCAUGAUACCAAAAUAGAAAAAAGUGAAGGCCACAAGAAAUCAGAGAAAUAUGAUGGGAAAUAAAACCACACAUUGGAAUCACUGGAAAACAUUUUAAAAGUGGAUACUCAACCCCCACCCAUGAGUUCCAGUUUCAAGGUCUAGAGAGGGACCCAGGCAUUGGUAAUUUUUAAGUCUUCCCUGACACUACAAACAUGCAACGAGGAUGGAGAACUCUUGUUGUAAUAGGUAGAACUUAAAGCUAAAUCAAUGAUUUUCAGCUAGAAGUACUGGAAUUACCUAAGGACCUUUUCCAACAUACAUACGACUAUACUUUUUUGGCCCUAAGUAUUAAUGGGCUACACCAAGAACUCAGUAAUCCAGUUGGGAAACAGAAGCUAAAUGGAAAAGCCACCUUAUUUGAUAUGUUAAAAUAUAUAUAAAGCAUUUUCAAAUGAGUGAUAAAUGAUGCUAAACUUCUCUAAAUAAUAUUUAUGGGAAUGUUAAUACUACGAGUAUUCUACGCUGGGCGAGGUGGCUCACACCUGUAAUCCCAGCACUUUGGGAGGCCAAGGCAGGUAGAUCAUGAAGUCAGGAGA